Messenger RNA from Pipra filicauda (Wire-tailed manakin), 3359 nucleotides. RefSeq names its product basic proline-rich protein-like. The transcript has a single exon. NCBI's taxonomy places the organism in Eukaryota, Metazoa, Chordata, Aves, Passeriformes, Pipridae. The record is from RefSeq and is a predicted model, not a curated record. Bases 328 to 2496 code for a protein of 722 amino acids.
CUCCUGCCUCCCCCUUCCCAACCCCUUGUGGCAUCUCCCCCACCAAAAGUGUCCCCCACUUUCCUGCCUGCUCCCACCGUGGCAGUGAGUCCCCAGAGCCCGGGCUCGCCCCCCGUUCCUGCAGCCCCUCUCAGCCCUGCCGUGUCCCCGGCAGUCCCGGUGUCUCCUGGCAGUCCUGCCUCCACCCCUCUGGCUUCUGUUCCAGCCUCUCCUCAAGCCCCAGCUCUGACUCAGUGCCCGGCCCUGGUUGGUGCCAUCUCUCCACCCGUCUUCCUGGCUGCCCCCAAGGCCCCCUUGUCACCCCCCAUCCCUCUGCUGCCAGCUGGGAUGUCCCCUGGGUGUCCUGCUGUCCCAGCCCCUGGUGCUCCAGUCUCUCCACUGGUCCCAGUUGGUCCAUCUGCUGCCAGGGCCUGUCCCGUGGGCCCUGCCCCAGUGGCCCCAGCUGUGGGGCACCUGGUCCCUCCCUCGGUGGCCAGGACCCCUCCUGGGAGCCCGGACCCUCAGGCAGCGCCUGUGGCAGCUCCUGUGGCUCCUGCCCUGGCCACACCUGCUCUGGGAGCUGCUGUGUCUCCCCCAGGGCCACCAGCUCCGAGUCCCCUGUUGCCACCAGCAGCUCCUGUGCCCGCUGUCCCCCCUGCCAGCUCCCUGCCUGUCCCACCAGCCAUGGCAGCUCCAGCCACCUCUCCUGCAGCCAAACCAGCUCCUACGAGCCCAGUCACUGUCCCAGCUGCCCCCUCUGUCCCUGUCCCACCAGCCAUGGCAGCUCCAGCCACCUCUCCUGCAGCCAAACCAGCUCCUACGAGCCCGUCUGCUGCCCCUUCUGUCCCUGUCACACCAGCUGUGGCAGCUCUACCAGCUCCAGCUGCCCCUCCUGCAGCCAAAGAGGCUCCCAAGAGCCCUGUUGCUGCCCCUGCUGUCACCCCAACUCCUGCCACACCAGCUCCAGCCACCCCACCUGCAGCCAAAACUGCUCCCAAGAGCCCUGGUGCUGCUGCCCCAGCUCCUGCCACCCCACCUCCCGCAGCUCCACCAGCUCCAGCUGCCCCCACUGCAGCCAAAGCACCCCCAAAGAGCCCUGUCGAGGCCACCCCACCUCCAGCUGCCCCUGCUGAGGCCAAGGCACCCCCAAAGAGCCCUGUCAAAGCCACCCCAGCUCCAGCUGCCUCCCCAGCAGCCAAAAAGUCUCCCAAGGGCAGCCCUGCCACUGCCCCCUCUGCUCCUGCGGCUCCAGUGCCGGCGGCUCCGGCAGCUCCAGCUGCCCCUGCUGAGGCCAAGGCACCCCCAAAGAGCCCUGCCAAAGCCACCCCACCUCCAGCUGCCCCUUCUGAGGCCAAGGCACCCCCAAAGAGCCCUGUCGAGGCCACCCCACCUCCAGCUGCUCCUGCUGAGGCCAAGGCACCCCCAAAGAGCCCUGUCGAGGCCACCCCACCUCCAGCUGCUCCUGCUGAGGCCAAAGGUUCCCCAAAGAGCCCUGUCAAAGCCACCCCACCUCCAGCUGCCCCUGCUGAGGCCAAGGCACCCCCAAAGAGCCCUGCCAAAGCCACCCCACCUCCAGCUGCCCCUGCUGAGGCCAAGGCACCCCCAAAGAGCCCUGUCAAAGCCACCCCACCUCCAGCUGCCCCUUCUGAGGCCAAGGCACCCCCAAAGAGCCCUGCCAAAGCCACCCCACCUCCAGCUGCUCCUUCUGAGGCCAAGGCACCCCCAAAGAGCCCUGUCAAAGCCACCCCACCUCCAGCUGCCCCUGCUGAGGCCAAAGGUUCCCCAAAGAGCCCUGUCAAAGCCACCCCACCUCCAGCUGCUCCUGCUGAGGCCAAGGCACCCCCAAAGAGCCCUGUCAAAGCCACCCCACCUCCAGCUGCCCCUGCUGAGGCCAAAGGUUCCCCAAAGAGCCCUGUCAAAGCCACCCCUGCUCCAACUGCUCCCCCAGCAGCCAAAGCACCCCUAAAAAGUCCUGUCGAGGCCGCCCCAGCUGUGGCCAAGGCACCCCCCAAGAGCCCUGUUAAAGCCGCCCCCCCGGCAGUCCCGGCACCCGCCCCUCCAGCUCCAGGUGUUCCCGGUGCCCCCCCAAAGCCCCCUGCCCCCCAGAAAGCAGACAGCAGCCAUCCUGGCUCUGCCCCGGCAGGGAACCGCCCCCCGCCCACCCCUUCUGCUCCCCCCACAAAGAAGCAGCAGCCCCCCCCCAACAAGGUGGCCAAGGCGGCCCCUUGCCCACCCCAAGCCAAGCCCCCCUCGAAGGCCCCGCCCGGCGCUGACGACGAGGACCUGCCGCCUCUGCUCCCCCCCGAGCCGCCCGUGCUGCUGGACCUCUCCCCCCCCGCGGGGGUCCCGGCCCCCCCGGCGCCGCAGCCGCCGCUCAAGAAUGACAAGGGUAUUUGCGGUUUGCCGUGUGCAUGGAGUGUCACUGGCUGCCCACGGGAUACUAACCCCGAGCAGGGCCCCGGGCACGGAGCGAGCCACGGGGAGGGGCAGGGCUCGGCACGGCCCCGGGGUCACUAACGCGUGUCCUCGGCACGGAGCACGGUGUGGCUUGUGGCACGGGCACUGCGAGCGGAGCUGCUGCACACGGGGCUCGGGCGGAGCCGCCCCGGGCCCGUCCUCGCCGCGUGUGGGGUCCCCGUGGGGUCCCCGUGUCCGUCCGGCAGCGCCGGUGCUGUCCCUGCGCUCUGCCUGAAGUGUUGGCAACCCCGGGCACACCCCGGCACCUGCAGAGGGCUUUGCCAGGGCUUCUGUGUGCCGUGGGCACAGAGGCUUUUUCCAGAGCGGGAAACGGGACUGGAUCCAGGUAAUGGCUGCAUGGGAGCAUCCCGGCCACCUCCGAGGCCGGGGACACCCGGCUCUGCUUCGGUCACUCGCGUGGUUGGACACGGCUGUGCCAGGGGUCGCAAGUGAUGGUGGUGGCACUGCAGAUGGUGGCCCUCUGGGCACCCGGAGGGGGCAUCAGGGUAAUCCCAAAUGAUCCCUGUAGUGAAGCCAUGGAUGUGCAGCAGCCCCGAGGGCUCGGUGAGUGGGGCCUCAGUGCUGUGUGUCAAGGGUGCCUGUCACACUGGGCUGCUGCCACCCCAGGAGUGCCACCCACACUCCUCCUGGUGCCUCAGGCUGGAACUUCCUCGGGGGCUUGGCAUUCCAGACCCUCCAGGCAUCCAUGGGGCUCCCGCCAUGGUGAGAGCCUGGGGGCAGGCUCUUGUGCCACCCUGCUGAUGGUGUUUGGGGUGCCGAGACGGCUCCUGACGGCAUUUGGGGCGCACCACUUAACUGGGCUGACUGGUGACUGCACUGGGAACCAGCAGCAAAGGCUGCACCAAAGCAGCUGCAGCCCCUGGACCUGCCUGAGGUGGGAAGAGUGAGGUGUGUGUGUGUUC